AUGGUUAUCCUAUGGGCAGAGGCCAGUGCCAAUACUGGACAAGAAACUAGAGAAUACAUCUUGAGGAUUGCGGGUACAAGAGCUACUACAUGUUAUGAAAAGUAUCUUGGUUUACCUGCACUUGUGGGGAGAUCAAGGCACAAUACUUUUAAAAGCAUCCGAGACAGAGUGAGGAGUAGGGUGAGUAAUUGGAAGGCUAAGUUUCUCUCUCAGGCAGGAAAGGAGAUUCUCCUCAAAGUGGUGAUUCAAGCACUUCCUACCUAUUGCAUGGGAGUAUUUAAAUUGCCAAAGACUUUGUUGAAGGAAAUUAAUAGAGUGAUGCAUCAUUACUGGUGGGGCCAAUGGUAUAAGGAGAGUAAAGUGCAUUGGGUUUCUUGGAGUCAAAUGGGAAUGGCAAAGGAAGCAAGAGGAAUGGAUUUUAGAGAGUUUGAGAGUUUUAAUUUAGCCUUGUUGGCUAAGCAAGGUUGGCGUGUACUUCAAUUUCCUGAAUCUUUGGCUUCCCAAGUUCUCAAGGCCAAAUAUUUCAGAAGUUCUAACUUUCUUCAGGCUAAGUUGGGAGCAAGACCAUCAUUCAUUUGGAGGAGCUUUUUGGUUGCUAGAAGUCGCAUUGUGAAAGGCUCCAUGUGGAGAAUUGGGAGUGGUAAGGAGACCAGAAUCUGGAAGGAUAGUUAG
This is a messenger RNA of Carya illinoinensis, 672 nucleotides long. RefSeq lists its product as uncharacterized. Lineage: Eukaryota; Viridiplantae; Streptophyta; Magnoliopsida; Fagales; Juglandaceae. The transcript has 2 exons. The coding region runs from base 1 to 672 and encodes 223 amino acids. The record is from RefSeq and is a predicted model, not a curated record.